Molecule: messenger RNA, 2760 nt
Organism: Rubroshorea leprosula
Lineage: Eukaryota; Viridiplantae; Streptophyta; Magnoliopsida; Malvales; Dipterocarpaceae
Source: the annotation of a GenBank genome assembly
AAAGAUUCCAAGGUCCACCACCACCAUUGACACAUUUAAUCAUUCCCUUGCUUUUCCUAUAUAUAUUUUAAUCACAAUUGACAAUACAAUUCACAUAACCUGAGGAAUUUGUUACUUCUUUGUAGUUUUCUACUACAAGAAAAAACACACCAUCAUGCCAUUCCGGGCCAAUCCAGGCCAGGGAAGAGAGAGAGGGAAAAAUGAGAUUUUUUUUUUCUUCUAUCACACCCUGAAGAAUAAAGUUGAGUGCUUUCAUUUCCAUUGAUCAGGUUCUGGUGUUGGUUGGUGGGUCUUCAUCAUAUUUCACUCUUUAAUCAAUCAGGAUAAGGAAAAAUGAUGUCUUUCUUCCCACUUUUGCUUGUCAAGAUUUUAAGCGUAUAGAUAAUUUGCAGGAUUUCAGCUACCUUCAAUUCAAAAUUACCCUACUUUGAUCCAAAGUCUUGCUAUUAUCAUGGCUGGAAUUGAUGAUAAUGUUGGUAUAAUUGGAGAUUGGGUGCCUCCUAGUUCUAGCCCUAGUUUUUUUGCAGCCUCAUUAGCUGAUGAUGUCAGCUCAAAAUCAAUCUCAGAAACACUUGAUCAGGGUACAAAUGAGGGGUUCUUUCUAGGAACCCAGAAGCUGAGGUUAUCAGCUAACACUGAUAAAGAAAAUGUUUCACAAACUAGUGAUCAAUUGACUGAAUUAGGUUCAGUUUCUGAGCAGAAAUCAGGUCCACGGGGAUGUCUAGCAGAAAGAGUUGCAGCAAGAGCUGGAUUUAGUGCUCCAAAGUUGAACACAAUAAGCAUCAAGCCUGCUGACCUUUCAAUAAACAAUGAUAUUCCUUCUCCUUACUUGACUAUAUCACCUGGUCUCAGUCCAACAACACUAUUAGAUUCUCCAGUUUUUCUUUUAAAUUCACUGGCACAACCAUCCCCAACAACUGGAAAAUUUCCUUUUCUUCCAAAUGGAAAUGGCAGGAGCUCAAUCUCAGAGGCUGCUGAAAAAAGUAAAGAUAAUUUGUUUGAGGACAUUAAUACAUCAUUGUUUGCAUUCAAGCCCAUGACAGAAUCAAGUUCUUCUUUUUUCCUUGGUGCUACAAGCAAGAUUAUGCCUGCCACUCUUCCUAGGCAAUCCUUUCCCAGUAUUGAAGUUUCAGUUCAGUCUGAGAAUUCUCUUCGGUCACAGGUUUUUGAUCCAUCCAAAGUCCAUUCUCAGAACAGAAACAGCCCCAACCUUCAGGCAGACUUUGCCCGAUUAUCAACCGAAAAAGAUAAUGGGAACCAAAGGGUUUUUGAUACUGUUGGUGGUAGUUCUGAGCAUUCACCACCCCUUGAUGAGCUACAGGAUGAAGAAGGAGAUCAAAGAGGCAGUGGAGAUCCCAUGGCUGCUACUGCUGGUGGUGCACUGCCCGAGGAUGGAUAUAAUUGGAGAAAGUAUGGGCAGAAACAAGUAAAAGGUAGUGAGUAUCCUCGUAGUUAUUACAAGUGUACACAUCUGAAUUGUCAGGUAAGGAAGAAAGUGGAACGUUCUCAUGAAGGGCACAUAACAGAGAUCAUAUACAAAGGAGCCCAUAAUCAUCCCAAGCCUCCGCCCAAUCGCCGAUCAGCCAUUGGAUUAUCUAAUCCACUCAAUGAAAUGCAGUUAGAUGACCCUGAACAUACAGGCCCACAGAAUUGUACCGAUGGUGACCUUGUUUGGGCAAGUGCACAGAAGGGAAUCUCUGCAGGAAACCCUGACUGGAGUCAUGAUAACAUUGAGGUGACAUCAUCUACAACUUUGGCCCCUGAGUACGGCAGUGGAUCCACCUCUUUGCAAGCUCCAAAUGGCACACAUUUUGAAUCUGGUGAUGCUGUGGAUGCCUCCUCUACCUUCUCUAAUGAUGAAGAUGAAGAUGAUCAGGGGACACAUGGUAGUAUGUCAUUAUGUUAUGAUGGUGAAGGAGAUGAAUCAGAGUCAAAGAGAAGGAAAAUUGAAGCUUAUGCAGCAGAAAUGAGUGGAGCCACCAGAGCUAUCCGUGAACCUAGGGUUGUAGUUCAGACAACUAGUGAGGUGGAUAUCCUGGAUGAUGGAUAUCGGUGGCGCAAGUAUGGCCAGAAAGUUGUGAAAGGAAAUCCAAACCCAAGGAGUUAUUACAAGUGCACAAGCGCAGGUUGCACUGUAAGGAAGCAUGUAGAGAGGGCAUCACAUGACCUUAGGUCGGUGAUCACCACAUAUGAGGGAAAGCACAAUCAUGAUGUCCCUGCUGCUCGCAGCAGCAGUCAUGUCAAUUCAGGUGGCUCUAGUGCUGUAACUGCCCAAACUGUUUCUGCUGUCCAAACCCAUGCACAUCAACCAGAGCCCCUACAAGUUCACAGCAGCAUGGUUAGAGCAUCUUCUUUUGGUCCAUUAACCUUACCUGGAAGGCAGCAGCUGGGGCCUUCCAAUGCUUUCUCAUUUGGAAUGAACCAACCUGGACUAGCCAGUCUAGCAAUGGCUGGUUCGGGUCCUGGGCAAGCUAAGUUGCCCGUCUUGCCUGUUCACCCAUUCAUGGCACAGCAGAGGCAGGUCAUGUUGCCGAAGGGAGAACCCAAGGCGGAGCCAAUAUCCGAACCUGUUUUAAAUUUGUCCAAUAAUUCAGCAUUAUAUCAGCAAAUGAUGAGUAGGCUGCCUCUUGGACCAUAGAUGUAAAUUUUCCUUAAAAUUUAUUUCAAUGCUUUUUUUUUUCCUUCUUUUUUUUUUUUUUUUUUUUGGGUUGUUAUGAGGAAGUAGAAGCAUUUAAAUUUCAAUAUAUAAGUGGGUUUUUU